Cavia porcellus (domestic guinea pig) is the source of this 4050-nucleotide messenger RNA. It is a transcript of the gene Pdzd7, whose product is annotated as PDZ domain containing 7. NCBI's taxonomy places the organism in Eukaryota, Metazoa, Chordata, Mammalia, Rodentia, Caviidae. Gene Ontology annotation, molecular function: protein binding. The coding region runs from base 277 to 3432 and encodes 1051 amino acids. Gene Ontology annotation, biological process: auditory receptor cell stereocilium organization; sensory perception of sound. The transcript is spliced from 18 exons. The record is from RefSeq and is a predicted model, not a curated record. Gene Ontology annotation, cellular component: plasma membrane; stereocilia ankle link complex; cilium.
CACCGGGAGGUCGGGAGCGGGAGUGACUGACGGCCCCGCAAGCCAAUGGGGGCUCGGGACACCCAGGCCCGCCCUCCUGCACCGGCGGGGCGGGGCGGGGUCCCCCGCGGUGACUGCCAGAGCCAGGGAUGCAAGGGCGAGGUCUGAGUGCACGCCGUCUGGAAAGGGCCCGGUGACACAGAAGGCCCAUGGGGCGCGGGAAGCGGAGGGCCAGUCGCUGGAGGGCCACCGCCUCCGUUCUGGGCCAGUAGGGCGCCGCACCGGCCCCGCCACGCCAUGGCGCGCGGGUUCGUGGCGGGCUUCGACCCCCUGAGCCUGGGAGAACUCAACUCCGGCUCUCUGAGCUCCCUGUCCUCCCGGGGCCACCUGGGCAGCGACUCAGGCUCCACCGCAACGCGAUACCUGCUGAGGAAGCAGCAGCGGCUGCUGAAUGGGCCCCCCCGCGGAAUCCGAGCCUCAUCGCCCAUGGGCCGAGUGAUCCUCAUCAACUCCCCCAUCGAAGCCAACAGCGAUGAGAGUGACAUCAUCCAUGCCGUGCAUGUGGAGAAGAACCCGGCCGGGAGGCUGGGGUUCAGUGUGCGCGGUGGCUCUGAGCAUGGGCUGGGGAUCUUUGUCAGCAAAGUGGAAGAGGGGAGCAGUGCAGAGCGGGCUGGCCUGUGCGUGGGGGACAAGAUCACCGAGGUGAAUGGGCUGAGUCUGGAAAGCACCACGAUGGGCAGCGCUGUAAAAGUACUGACCAGCAGCAGCUGCCUGCACAUGACUGUUCGGCGGAUGGGUCGCGUGCCAGGCAUCAAGUUCUCCAAGGAGAAGACCACGUGGGUGGACGUGGUGAACCGGAGGCUGGUGGUGGAGCGCUGCAGCUCGUCGCCAUCCGACAGCGGCUCGGAGGACGGCAUGCGGCGCAUCGUCCACCUGUACACGACCUCUGACGACUUCUGCCUGGGCUUCAACAUCCGUGGGGGCAAGGAGUUUGGCCUGGGCAUCUACGUGUCCAAAGUGGACCAUGGUGGGCUGGCCGAGGAGAACGGCAUCAAAGUGGGGGACCAGGUCCUGGCAGCCAAUGGUGUCCGGUUUGACGACAUCAGCCACAGCCAGGCAGUGGAGGUGCUGAAGAGCCAGACACACAUCAUGCUAACCAUCAAGGAGACCGGCCGGUACCCUGCCUACAAGGAAAUGGUUUCUGAAUACUGCUGGCUGGACCGAUCCAGCGGCCGGGUGCCGCAGCACCCAUCCUCCGCCUCCGCCUCUGAGAGCAGCUCCAGCGUCUCCUCCUAUGCCUCCAGCGCCCCCUACAGCUCGGGCUCCCUGCCCUCUGACCGCACAGAUGCCUGCCUGGGAUCCGAGGAGCCCAGCGGCCAGGGCCCAGGCUGGGGCCGGGCAGACACUGCCAUGCAGACAGACCCUGACGUGGGUGGCCAUGUGAAGACCUGGUGCAGCGUGCGGCCCACGGUCGUCCUCAGGGACACAGCCAUCCGUGCUGACGGCUCCCUGUCCUCCCGCCACCUUAACACCGUCCUUUCUGAGUCCCCCAAGACUGCUCUGCUGCUGGCCCUCAGCCGGCCCCGGCCCCCCAUCACACGCUCCCGGAGCCAGCUGACACUGUGGGGUGGCAGGGGCAGCCUGCAGGGGACAGGCACAAAGAGGCCUGGACACUGGACGGCGAGAGCCCAACCAAAGCCCGCCCUCGCCUGGACCUGGAGAAAGGGUUCUCGCUUCGGGAUGCCAUGUGCCAGUCCACAGGAAAGGCGUCUCUCCAAAGUGAGGUGGUCACCCCUCGUGCCUCCAUCUCCCUCAGCACCUGCGGCUCUGUGCUUUCCUGCUCCUUGGCCUCUCUGGCCACUUCCAUCUCUCCUCCCAAGGCUCCCUUUCCCUCUGAUCCUUGAAGCAGGGAGCAUGGGGCCGGUGCAGAAGUUUGUCACCUGGAGACUGAGGCGAGACCGGGAGAGGGGCCGGGCCCCUCUGUUGGCCAGGUCUGGGAGUCCCUCAAGCCAGUUGCCCAGUGUGGAGGACCGAGUGCAGGCCUGGGACAGCCGACGGCCCCUCAUCCAGGACCUGGCCCGCCGGCUGCUGACUGAGGACGAGGUGCUGGCUGUCGCUCGCCACUGCUCCAGGUACGUGCAUGAGGGUGGUGUAGAGGACCUGGUGCGGCCCCUGCUGGCCAUCCUGGACAGGCCCGAGAAGCUGCUGCUGCUGAGGGACAUCAGAAGUGUGGUGGCCCCCACAGACCUGGGCCGUUUCGACAGCAUGGUGAUGCCUGCAGAGCUGGAGGCCUUUGAGGCCCUGAAGAGCAGGGCAGUGCGGCUGCCUGCUUUGAGACCAGCCCGGCAGGACACCCCGCCCAGGCGCCAUCUCAUCACCCCUGUGCCUGACAGCCGAGGAGGCUUCUACUUGCUGCCCGCAAAUGGCUUCCCUGAGGAGGAGGAUGGAGAGCUGCAGGAACGCCUGGGGGGGCUCACUGUCUCUGCAAGUGCCUCUGCCUCCUCCUACCCUCAAAAAGGGGUCCCACCUCUCCAAGAUGUGCCAGUCGAUGUCUAUACCCCACACCAAGUCUUGGGAACAUCACCUGCCCUGCUGUCCCCAGUGGCACCUGGGCUACCUCAGCCCAACUGGCUGCUCGCUGCAGCCCUGAGUCCAGAGAAGGCUCAACAGAGCCUGAGCCAGGGCCCAGCCCGCAGCCCCAGCCGCAGCCAGGGUCGAAGCAAGUCCCCUGGGCGCAGGCGCUCCCCAUCCCCGGUGCUUCUCUCCACUGCUAGCGCAGCCAGUGGGCGCCACCACAAGCCUCGGAAGGCCAGACCUCUUCUGCCACCACCUCUGGGUGGGCAGGCGGCCAAGGCUGGGCCCCGGUCAGGGCCUUGGGAGAAUGGUGAUGGCAGGGCAGCUGAGGCGGCAGCCAUGCAAGCCCCUGGUGGGGAGCUGAGGACGGUUACACUCUCCAAGAUGAAGCCAUCCCUGGGAAUCAGCAUUUCAGGGGGCAUCGAAUCCAAAGUGCAGCCGGUAGUGAAGAUAGAGAAGAUUUUUCCGGGGGGCGCUGCCUUCCUCAGUGGGGCACUGCAGGCUGGCUUCGAGCUUGUGGCAGUAGAUGGGGAGAGCCUGGAGCAGGUGACCCACCAGCGUGCGGUAGACACCAUCCGCAGAGCUUACCGCAACAAGGCCCAGGAGCCCAUGCAGCUGGUGGUCAGGGUCCCUGUGCUUGGCCUGCCCACCUCAUCCCCCAACCCACAAGCCCUCACUGAUGGACAUCUUCCUGCUGGCUGUCCUCUUGUCCCCCAGCCCCCUGACCCUGCUCUAGACCCCUCUCGCUGGCUUCCAGAACCUCCUUUGGAGGCCAGGCUCCUCCAGCGGACUGCCCCUUCCCCGACCCCCAAGACUCCCCAGGUCAUUGGGCCCUCUCCCCACCAACCCUCGGCCCUUCCCACUGACAACCCUCACUGACCCGCUGGUGCCUUGGCUUCCGUGACUUCUCCUGUGAGCCUCUUGGGGCUUGGGAACUUCAGUCCUAUUCGUCCUGCCUGUGGUAAACUCUUCCAUGUUGGUGCCCCUCUAGUGACCAGGACUCUGCCCUACCAGAUCGGCUUGGUGUCCAGAUAGGAGCUAGGGAAAGCUUGGUCAGCUGCAUACACCACUCCUUGACUGAAGGGGGUUCAGGGAAGAGGGUCAGGAACUCUGGUUAAGAGCACAGGACCAGCAGGCACUUCUUCAGCGUGCUCCUCCUGCAGCACUGAGGGAUGCAGAUGUCCCGUGCCAGGUAACUGUCCAUGAGAGGGACAGGACAGCGCUGUUCUCCUUCCUUAGACCACAAGGUCACUUCAAGGCCUGUCUGCCAGGACCUGACUGCUGGGUUUCCGUCACAGGGGAGUGGCCAGGAAAGGAUAAAAGGACGGAGCUCACGGAAAUUUUCUCCAGCACGGUCACUUUAAAAAAAUUUUUUUAAAAAUUUUUUCUUUGGGUUUUUACAAGAAAUUUACAGUGUGAAAAAUAUACAAGUGAAAAUGAGGCCAUAAAUCUGGGUACUGGGAAGGUCACAAACACAAAUAAACAAGACAUCUCUGA